This is a messenger RNA of Capronia coronata CBS 617.96, 543 nucleotides long. RefSeq lists its product as uncharacterized. The record is from RefSeq and is a predicted model, not a curated record. Lineage: Eukaryota; Fungi; Ascomycota; Eurotiomycetes; Chaetothyriales; Herpotrichiellaceae. The transcript is spliced from 2 exons. Bases 1 to 543 code for a protein of 180 amino acids.
AUGGCCACCGAAGUUGUAUACCGCGAACGCGAAGUCCGGAAGCGGUACAGAUGGCCGGAGGUGCAACUCAAUUUAUGGAUAUUCAUCGUUCUGGCCGGCGCAUCUACAGUACUGGGGAUCAACGCGUGGUUUAUCUCCGUACAGAAUCAAUUAAGAGUCGGAGUCCCGUGGAUAUUCACCUUUGCCGUUAUCGUCGGCGGUCUCACGAUUUUGUUCCUGAUCAUCAUCCUCAUCCUCGCCGCGCGUCGGAUGCUGAUACCCGGCGGAAUCCUCCUCGGCUCGUUCAUCCUGUUCGUGCUAUGGGUGACAACCCUCAUCGAGACGGCCAUCCAACUGUACGGGAACGGCAACGUGAACAGCAAUUGCAAUAACUAUGUCACGGGGCAAGAGUACACGGGCGUGUCGAUAGAGACUCUGGCCUGGCUGACCCAGAGCAAUAUAUGUUCGUGUUGGAAAGCCUCGUUCGCCUGGUCCAUCAUCUUGGCCGUCUUGUUUCUGUGGAUGAUGAUCUUGUCCUGGCAGGUGCAGAACUACGACGACUAA